CGCGAUCAAGUCUCAGAGCUUUCACCGGUAAAGUUCUUUCUCUUUCGCUAUCCAGCCCUCCGAGUCAAGUAAGUUCCCCCUUCCUUCUCUUUUUUCUCUCCCGGCCAUGUCUUCGUUUAGCGAUAGGAUCUCGUCCUCAGAGGACAGCUCCUCUGAGGACUCCAACUCAUCUUCCUCGACCGGGUCUUUUUCUCAUGAAUCCACGUCCGGUCAGGUUCCCCACUCCUCUAUUCCCGACCCGCAUCCUGUUAAUCAGAUGCCCGGUGAAACUUUCGUGGGGAGGGAUGACCCGGUCGAUGACGAACCGGGCCCCUAUGACCCUGAACAUGAAACCCGGGAUGCGUGGGAGGAGCGGCUUCAUGCUGCCAGUUACUUUCCGCUUCCCACUUUCUACGUCCUUGACAUACCUUCCCGUGUAUCCAAAAUUGCCUUAAACAAAAUCCGUAGGAGGCUCCCGGAUGGGUAUACCCUCCUCUGGGUUUGGAGGGUCGAAUCGGGUGGUGAGGGUACCUCCCAGGCCCAUGAAGCAGCGGGGCGCGGGGUACCCUCCCCGGGCAACACUGCAGAGGCUAAGGGCCAGAACCACCCAGAUAUGGAGUUCGAAGAAUUUGCCAUGCCCGAAGAUCAGCCAGAGGGAGAGACCGGUGGUUCUCAGGCCGGUGCUGCGAAAACUUUCAAGGUCCAACCAGAGACCGUGGAAAUCCAUGAUUUGGACGAGCCGGAGGAUGACCGGUCAAAAGGGAAGGGCAAAGAGAAAACCGGCCGGCGGAUAAAAAAGGUUGCCACCACACACCCUUCCUUCGCCAAGAAGAGGCAAAGGGGGGACUCAGAGCCGGCCGGCAAGUCUAUUGAGGAGGCCUUCAUCAAUCUGGGCCUGAGGCUGAAGGAGGCGGGGGAGAUCGGACGCCUCUCAGCUGACCGGCUUGGUUUGGGCUCUUCUUCGGAGCUUGCCCGGCUGAAGAAGGAGAAGGAGGAGAUGGCUCUUAUCCUGAGGAGCCAAGCUGACGAGCUGACCAGGCUAUCCGGGUUGACCGGGUCGAUGAGGGCGGAGAUCUCUCACCUCCAGGAAGAAAAUGGCCGGCUGAUGGACGAGGUGUUUGAAGCCAAGAGGGAGAUGGCGGAGAAGGAAGAAACCUUCCCCGGGCGUGCAGCUGCCUGGGUGGAAGAGAACAAAGCUGAAGCUGCCCGGGUGAUGACGGCGACUCCUGAGACCACGAUGGAGUCCUUCAGGCUUCUAUACCGGGAGCCUGAAGGAAGGAAGAUGAUUACCGCGAUUGGAUCCUUUGGAUUCAAGAGCGGUCAAAAGAAUGAUCGGAUCGCCUCUCACCAGGUACUGCUUAGAAGAGAUCCGGACUUCACCGCUGCAUCCUACGGCCUGGCCUCAAUCCCGGAAGAAGAGCCGACUCCCCCCUUCCCCCUUGACUGAUAUCCCCGGCUUCACCCGGUUAUCCUUUGUAAAACUUUUAACAGAGAUUUCCCCGGGUAUGCCCGGCGUACUUGUAAACAUUUGA
Messenger RNA from Cuscuta campestris, 1511 nucleotides. The record is from the annotation of a GenBank genome assembly. NCBI's taxonomy places the organism in Eukaryota, Viridiplantae, Streptophyta, Magnoliopsida, Solanales, Convolvulaceae.